UUCUUUCUAUUUUUUUUUCUAUCUCACUAGCCGUAAACGUCUGUCGGAAGAUUUUCCGGUUUCUAUAGCUUUUUCUUCUUUGUUCGAAAUCUGAGCUCCUUCGAUUCCUCCCAAUCUUUUUUUUUUCAGGGCUACCUUUGAUUUUAUACAACUUUAAAGAGGCAUGAGGCUUUAGUUUUCAUGUGAUGCCGGCAACAUGCAGACAGAGUCACAGGUCUCAUUAGCCUCUGAGGCACAUUGUCAUCAAGAACAUAUUCCUAUUCAGAUAGGAGAUCCUUGUGUAGCCUCAUCCACCCCGAAUAAUGCUGUGCCAGAGCAACCUGCUAAAAAGCCAACUCGACAAUGGGCUGCUUGGACACGUCAAGAGGAAGAGAGUUUCUUCACUGCAUUACGACAAGUUGGGAAGAAUUUUGAGAAGAUUACAUGUCGUGUGCAAAGUAAAAACAAGGAUCAGGUCAGGCAUUAUUACUAUCGCCUUGUGAGGCGCAUGAACAAGCUUCUUGGUCCAGGGUUGUGUCUGGAUGCCAAAAACUCUAAAGAUACUAAUGCUGCAAUGCUUCGCUGGUGGUCUCUAUUGGAAAAGUAUAGCUGCAGAGCCUCAAAACUUCAUCUGAAACCUCGAAGAUUUAAAAUUUUUGUAGAAGCUUUGGAGCAUCAACUCUUGAAAGACCGGAAGAAGAAUGUAAGAAAACGACCCUCUCAAGGGGAGAAUAGUUCACCUACAUCUCCUAGCACUGUCACAAAUCAGAGUAGGGCUUCAGGACAUGAUGCUCGUACAGUAAAGCUGGUUCUUGUAGACAGUCAAAACAUCCAAAAAUUAGGACCUGGAAAAGGGUCAUUUAAGCGUAAUACAAAUGUAGGUGUCAAUCGUAGCAAUAGCAAAGGGGAGUCAAACACCAUGAAACCUGCGAGGCAACGACGGAAACCAGGUUCCUCAUCAGCUGCAUAUAAAAAAUGGGAGAAGGCUGCAAUUGCUGGGGUUUCUUUGGUCGCUGAUGCUGCUGAGCAUUUGGAGAGAACUACUACUGAUAAAGAAGCUGAACAUGACCAAGAUACAUCAGUUCCAGGGCAUAAGAUUCUUGACCCAGUUGAAACUAAUCAACCUCCUUUGCCUGUUUUCUCUCAAAAUCCUUUAGUUGAGAGCAACAUACAUUCUGCUGGGAAACUUAAGCUUCAACUGUUUCCAAUUGAUGACAGUACUAGAAGAGCUUUGGAAAUGGAUAAACACAAUCCACAUUUGGAACUCACUCUUAGUACUCGAAAGAAGAUAUCAUCAGUAUUGGAGCAUCUGACUCGAAAAUGGGGCAACUCAAGUGUAGCAUCAGGAGAGCUAAUGCUUUUCCCUUAUGGUGUUCAGAGAGAAAACCUAAUGGGUUAUCAGAGAUGGACUCAAGCAUCCAUUGUCAGUGCAGCAGAUGUAUAUGCAAUGAUUGGAAGCCCCCAAGUAUUUCGUCUAAGGUACGGUUGGUUUUCAGAUGCUGAAGUUGGAUCUUUGACGUGGCAAGCACCUGUUUCCUCCUACAUUCCAAGUGAGCAUAAUGUGAAUGUUGAGGGUAGGAACGGCUGUAUUGCGGAAGAAGUACAAGUAUCUGCACUAUCUACCAGUGAUCAGUCUAAGAAACUUGAUGAUCCUUGCAAUAAUCAGCCAACAUUACGGAAAGAAAAUCAUGCCCUUCAACCUCCUUUAACCAAUUUUCCCAGUGAAAUAAGUAGAUUCCUUUGUGCUGGUCCUAAAGAUAAUCUUGGGGAUUCCCCUAUUCCUGUUAGACAUGCAUCAGCAGAUAGAAGUGAGACUUGCAAUGUUGCUAUCUUGGGACAGUUGGAAGAUGUGGAUGUUCAGAGAUUGAACAAUAAUACUGCUGCAUUAUCUGCUGGAGAGUGGGCUGACAGUCUUACAAACAUAAGUGUUGGAGAUCUUCUUGCAGAAGUGCCUCAUGACUUGGAUGAUAACUGUGUUGACCACCCUGUUGCUGAAAGCUCUCAAUGUCUUCAGCAGAUUCCGUUCAGCUGUGAUUCAUUUGACGCAGCUAUUGCUGCUCAUAUAUCUAGGCAUCAAAACAAGAUGGAAGUUCCAUCGUUGGCAUCCCAUCCAUCUUCUAUCUGGGAUGCUGAAGAAACAUGCGAUGCCUUCUCAUUUUCGAAGAAUCAUAUUCCUUGUGCAGAUGUUCCUAGAUUAUCAAGUGCUGUUGCCGCAGCGUGCAAACAGAUUGCAAGAUCAAACUCAGCAGGAUCUGGCACCCUUAAUAAGCUGCUCCCACAGGAGUCACCUGAUCUGGAGGAGCCAAUGGAAAAUUCUGCUUGUGAAGACCUUGUGGAUGAAUCUCCAUCUGAUCCACACAUAAUGGAUACUACGGAAAAGGAUUUCAAUGGGCUUACUGACAUUUACUGGCCUGACUCUUUAGGACCACUAGAUCUUGAUGUACCAUCAUGUAAGUAUCAUAACGAAGAUUUGAUUUUAGGUGAUAGCCUUGGGGGUUUGAAUCGUCUAAUAGCCAGCAGUCUGGAUGCAUUUCAAAAUUGCUCAUUUUUCGGGUUGGACAAGAAAGAAUCAACAUCAACUGUGGAAGCUCGGGACACUGCAUCCUCGGCUUUUAAGAUCGGCAGUGAGGGUUGAAAUCUUCAUCGAGUUUGACUUAGAGAAGACACUAAUUGAGAGUAAAAAGCUUUUGUUGUUGGAAACCUUUUGAGGGUGUGACUAACAAGGUUGUCUGACCCGAAAGUGUGAGAGACGGGUUGGUGCAAGCCAGGAAGAAUUCUAGCUUUAUUAGAGAAUUCUCCCUGAUGAACAAGCCUCGUCAACUUGUACAAAGCACUUCCUACACUCGUGGUCGCCAACGAACUUCAUUUAUAUCUUUCUGUAUACUUGUUUAUAGUCUGAUGAUUAACUCUGCAACUAUAAUGUACGACACGCAGCCUUUCUCUCUC
Messenger RNA from Theobroma cacao (cacao), 2925 nucleotides. RefSeq names its product TSL-kinase interacting protein 1 (gene TKI1). The record is from RefSeq and is a predicted model, not a curated record. NCBI's taxonomy places the organism in Eukaryota, Viridiplantae, Streptophyta, Magnoliopsida, Malvales, Malvaceae. Gene Ontology annotation, biological process: pattern specification process. Gene Ontology annotation, cellular component: nucleus. Gene Ontology annotation, molecular function: chromatin binding.